Neogale vison (American mink) is the source of this 6878-nucleotide messenger RNA. It is a transcript of the gene CGNL1, whose product is annotated as cingulin like 1. Gene Ontology annotation, cellular component: myosin complex. The coding region runs from base 36 to 3926 and encodes 1296 amino acids. The transcript is spliced from 19 exons. NCBI's taxonomy places the organism in Eukaryota, Metazoa, Chordata, Mammalia, Carnivora, Mustelidae. The record is from RefSeq and is a predicted model, not a curated record.
CACCCAGCGAUGGCGGAGGGGAGGAGCAGGGAACCAUGGAGCUGUAUUUCGGUGAAUAUCAACAUGUGCAGCAAGAAUAUGGCGUCCAUCUGAGACUCGCAAGUGACGACGGCAAAAAGUCACGGAAUUCCCAGCCCUCGAAGGCAGGCUCCUAUGGUGUCAGUAUCCGGGUACAGGGAAUUGAUGGCCACCCCUACAUAGUCCUGAAUAACACAGAGCGGUGUAUGGCUGGUCCAUCUUUUCCUGAAAAUGGGCCAUCAUUCCCAUCUCCGGUGAGAAGUAAUCUGCCCCUGCAUUCCAGCAACGGGUCUGUGCUGGAGGAGAGCAGCGCCGAGGAACUGCAGCUCCCAGAAAAUCCUUACGCCCAACCCAGCCCAGUGAGAAACCUGAAACAGUCCUCUCUCUUUGAGGGCAAGAAUGGGGUUCUCGAAUGCAAAGAGGGGCCAGGGAAGCCAUCCCACAUGUUGAACUUUCAGAGGCAUCCCGAGCUUUUGCAGCCCUAUGACCCUGAAAAGAAUGACUUGAACUUAAAAAACCCCCAGCCUCCUGAGAGUAAUUGGCUGAACACUCGAACAGAAGAAAGUUCCAACAAUAAGCAGGCUGGGACUCGCUUCCCGAAACCUAGUAAUUCUCAGCCUACCGGCCCUCCUUUGGAAGAUGUGGGCAAAUCAAACGUGAUGGCCAUUCGUUUGUGCAGCUCUGUGGUCAUUGAUGACCCCAAGAAGCAGACCUCCGUGUGUGUAAAUGUUCAGAGCUGCACCAAGGAGGGGCUGGUGGAGGAGGCCCUGUCCCCUAGCGGGAGGUCCCUAACGGCCCACAGCCCACACACCCAUCCUGAGACCAAGAAGGCCAGGCCUGACGUGCUUCCCUUCCGGCGGCAGGAUUCGGCGGGACCCGUCCUGGAUGGAGCUCGGUCCCGGAGGUCCUCUUCCUCAUCGGCAACUCCCACUUCGGCCAACUCUCUGUACCGAUUUUUACUUGAUGACCAGGAAUGUGCCAUCCAUGCCGACAAUGUGAACCGUCAUGAAAACCGACGCUAUAUCCCCUUCUUGCCAGGAACUGGGCGGGAUAUUGAUACAGGAUCAAUUCCUGGUGUGGACCAGCUGAUUGAAAAGUUUGACCAAAAACCCGGGCUCCAGAAGAGAGGAAGGUCUGGGAAGCGAAACAGAAUCAACCCGGAAGACAGGAAGCGGUCCAGAAGCGUGGAUAGUGCCUUUCCUUUUGGUCUCCAGGGGAACCCCGAGUACCUAAACGAAUUUAGCCGGAACCUGGGCAAGUCCAGCGAACACCUUCUCCGCCCGUCUCAGGUGUGCCCGCAGAGGUCACCGGCUCAGGAGCACCGGGGGAGACAGAGCGUGGGCCGGGCCUUCGCGAGGCUGCAGGGGGCCCACCUCAGGCCCCCCCAGCAGAGCAAAGAUGGGAAAGUUCCAGAAAACAAAAGUGGUCAGGAGAGUACAGACACACACGCUUCUUCCCUCCCAGCACAGAAUAAAAAGGAGGAGGAAAUAAAAACAGCCACGGCGAAGCUGAUGUUACAGAAUCGGCCACCAGCAACUUUGCCCGACUCUGGCGCCAAGAAGAUUUCUGUGAAGACAUUUACUUCCACCUCCAAUACUCAGGCCACUCCGGAUCUGUUGAAAGGCCAGCAAGAGCUCACUCAACAAACCAAUGAGGAGACGGCCAAGCAGAUACUUUACAAUUACCUCAAAGAGGGAAGCACCGAUAAUGACGACGCCACUAAAAGGAAAGUCAACCUGGUCUUUGAGAAAAUCCAGACUUUGAAGUCUCGGGCAGCAGGGAGCACACAAGGAAAUAAUCAAGCUUCUAAUCCUUCGUCCGAAGUCAGAGAUCUAUUGGAACAGAAAAACAAGUUGACCACAGAAGUGGCUGAACUUCAGAGACAGCUUCAACUAGAAGUCAAGAAUCAGCAGAACAUGAAAGAAGAGAGAGAGAGAAUGAGAGCAAGCUUGGAAGAGCUCCAGGGCCAGCAUGACAGUAAAGUGGAAGAGAAUUCCGUGUUGCAACAGCGCCUGGAAGAGAGCGAAGGGGAGCUCCGGAAGAACCUGGAGGAACUAUUCCAGGUGAAGAUGGAACGGGAACAGCACCAGACCGAGAUCAGGGAUCUUCAGGACCAGCUGUCAGAAAUGCAUGAUGAAUUAGACAGCGCUAAACGAUCUGAGGACAGGGAAAAGGGAGCUCUGAUUGAGGAACUCCUACAGGCAAAACAGGAUCUUCAAGAUCUGCUCAUCGCCAAGGAGGAGCAGGAGGAGCUCUUGAGGAAGCGGGAGCGGGAGCUCACCGCCCUGAAGGGAGCCCUGAAGGAAGAGGUCUCCAGCCACGACCUGGAGAUGGACAAGCUGAAGGAGCAGUACGACGCGGAGCUGCAGGCCCUGAGGGAGAGCGUUGAAGAAGCCACCAAGAACGUCGAGGUCCUGGCCAGUCGGAGCAGCGCGUCGGAGCAGAGCCAGCACGGGGCUGAAAUGCACGUGAAGGCUCUGCAGGAGGAGAACGAGAAGCUGCGGGGCAGCAUCGAGGAGCUGGAGCAGCGCGUUGCCCGCCUGCGCGAGCAGAUUGCCGACAUGAAGGGCGACGAGGCCCGAGCAAAGGAAAUGCUCAAGAAGUGCGAGAGCGAAAGCCGGCAAUUAGAGGAGGCCCUCGUGCAGGCAAGAAAGGAAGAAAGAGAAGCCGUAUCAGCCAGAAGGACCCUGGAGAGCGAGCUGGAAGACGCUCAGAGAAAUCUGAGUCGGGCCACCCAGGAGCAGAAGCAGUUGUCUGAAAAGCUCAAAGAUGAGACAGAGCAGAAGGAGCAGUUAAGGAGACUGAAGAACGAGAUGGAGAAUGAACGGUGGCACCUGGACAAGACCAUUGAGAAACUGCAGAAGGAGAUGGCUGACAUUGUCGAGGUGUCCCGCGUAUCAACCCUGGAGCUCCAGAACCAGCUGGAUGAGUACAAGGAGAAAAAUCGCAGAGAGCUUGCAGAAAUGCAAAGGCAGUUGAAGGAGAAAUCCCUGGAGGCCGAAAAGUCACGUCUGACUGCCAUGAAACUGCAGGAUGAGGUGCGCCUGAUGGAGGAGGAGAUACGGGACUACCAGCGAGCUCAAGACGAAGCACUCGCGAAAAGGCAGCUUCUGGAGCAGACGCUGAAGGACCUGGAGUACGAGCUGGAGGCCAAGACUCACCUCAAGGAUGACCGAGGCCGACUCGUCAAGCAGAUGGAGGACAAGGUGUCUCAGCUGGAGAUGGAACUGGAAGAAGAAAGAAAUAACUCGGAUUUGCUGUCUGAGAGGAUCACUCGGAGCCGGGAACAGGUGGAGCAGAUGAGGGCCGAGCUCCUGCAGGAGAGAGCCAUCAAGCAGGACUUGGAGUGUGACAAGAUUUCCCUGGAGAGGCAGAACAAGGACUUAAAGAGCCGGAUUCUCCACCUGGAAGGUUCCUACCGGUCCAACAAAGAGGGGCUGGUGGUGCAGAUGGAGGCCAGGAUCGCUGAGCUGGAGGACCGUCUGGAGAGCGAGGAGAGGGACCGGGCCAGUCUCCAGCUCAGCAACCGCCGGCUAGAGCGGAAGGUGAAGGAGCUGGUGUUGCAGGUGGAUGAUGAGCACUUGUCGCUGACCGACCAGAAGGACCAGCUGAGCCUGCGCCUGAAAGCCAUGAAGCGACAAGUGGAGGAGGCGGAGGAGGAGAUCGACAGGCUGGAAAGUUCUAAGAAGAAGCUGCAGAGGGAGCUGGAGGAGCAGAUGGACGUGAACGAGCAGCUGCAGGGGCAGCUCCACGCCAUGAAGAAGGACCUGAGCAGACUUAAGAAGCUGCCGAGCAAGGUGCUGGACGACACGGACGAUGAUGACCUCAGUACGGACGGGGGGAGCCUCCAUGAGGCGCCGCUGAGCUACACCUUCCCCAAGGACAGCACUGCCAUCAGCCAGAUCUGAGGCCCCUCCCGGGGCUGCGGCGGCCACCAGUCAUGCCUUGCGGGGCCCAGCAGCCAGCCGCCCGCAGCAGGGAGCAGGAGAGGCAGCGUCUACGCAGGGCGGACCCCGGAGACCCCCGCGCCUCCUCCUCACAGAACAGGCUGACUCUUCCACGUUGCAUCCCUCCCGGGGUCUCUGAGUGGUGGCACACCUCUCCUCGGCCGGACAGCUAGCAGUUUAAAUGCUGAUGCACAAGGCAUAGGAGCCACCACUCACUGUGGGGUUUGGAGGCUCUAAUUCGGCAGGAGGGAGCUCAGGUUCUGCAUAGCUGUCUGCCUUACCGUUUGUAGUGGUGCUCCUGCCCCCUCCUCCCUCCCUGGCUGAGGGAAAGGGCCCAAAAUGCUAACUGUUAUCAAAUAGCCAUUGUGCGGGGGAGGAGAUGAUGUAUAGACUGUACAUAUUUGAAUACAGAUUCUCCUGGGCUGCUGCUGUUUCCACUGUGGAAUGUUCCAGAAGCUUCGUGGGGCAGCUUGUUUGUAAACUCCACACAUCUGUCUUACUAUUUUUUAAAAACAUGGAGCUACUAGAUUUUAAGUAUUAAGAUGCAGAGAUGAGAGAGGGUAGAACACCAAGACUACUUUUGACAUCAGAGAAAAGGGAUUGUCAUAGUGAUAAGGGAUAAUUAAUCCGGAGAAGAGAAAUUCAAGUGGUGUUGGUGAACAACUUACAGAAGGAGAGAAAGUCAGAAGUCACUGGUCUCUGUGGCCUGCUUACUAAUUUUAUCUAGAAUGAUGUUACAAUUUCUGAACCAUGCUGAGACCAAUUCCCAGUCACCAACUGCAAUUUCUUUGCCACAGUUGGGGCGGGGAGACUUGUAAGUCAGGUUUUGACAGAUGAUGUGGUUUCCAGAGGGUUGGGGUCCUUCUGUCAUUUCUUAUUGGUCCUUUCCUCUCCACCCACGUCAGGCCUUCGGUGGCUGCUGGGUGUGGAGUGGGAAGGUGUGAGGAAGAGGCGGGUGGCCUCCAGGAAGGUCAUGGGAGAGGGAGGAGAGGAGGUAAGCAGGCGUGUGCGCCUGUGGGGAAGCAGGGAGAGAGGGAAGUUUGUGAAAGCUGGGGGAUGUGUAGACAAGGGGCGGACUGAGCCGGAUCUUGAGUUUAUGUCAGGAAAGUGAGGGGGAUAAAGCUAGACAGGAGGUGUGUCUGUGCAGACUGGAAGGCUCCCCCUGACUUCCUGGGACAGAGGGACAUGGGCCAGCACCAGGCACGAAGUAAGCGGGGUUCGGUGAGUUCUGGGGCGAGGCCACAUUGCUGGGGCAGCAUCACAGGGAGGGAGGAAUUGGAAACUUGCAGUCUUGCCUGGCCUUCCUGGUGUCACUGCCCACUGUGACCGGUCCCAGGGAUGCCCAGAGACCAAGUCCAGGCACAGGCAGGCCCCCACAGGUCAGGGCCUGGGUAGAGUGGACAGUUGAAUAGGGCCAUGGCCCGCGAGAGAACCACAUAGGAUGUACAUGUAUACAGGGGCAGAGAGGAUUGUGUUCAGUUGGGUCAGCAGUGUCCCCAGGUGUCCUAAGAGAUGGCAAGCCCAUGGACCAGAGAACUCCAUGACAGUUACCAGAGGAGCAGGGAGCCCUACCUACCCCAGGUCACAGAGCCCACUGAAUAGGAUUCAGAGUGAUCAGAGUGAUUGCCUGCUUUAAGGGCUGGUGUCACCACCCCCUUCCCCAACAGGCGGGGCUCCUGGAGCCUGGACAGCCAAGCCCUCCUCCUCCUCUGCUGGCUCGGAAUGAACCUUGCCUCUGCUUACUCAUUUGAGGCGUGGAGAGAUUUGUCCCUUUUGCCAUUCAUUCAUAGAGCCAGUAAUUAUUGGGCAUCCACCAUGUGUCAGUCACAGUCCUUGGCACCGGGAACACAGCCGUGAAUACAACAGACCCAGAUCCCCUCCUAGAGUGCAGAACCAUAGUCAUACAAAGGGGCACAGAGGCCGAGCCCCUCCAUACCCAGCCCUGGAGCCCCUCUGUCCUCUUGGGGACACAACAGGCCUGACUCACUGGAAUUCCCAGGGAGUUCUCCAAAACUCAAUAUAUUCCUGAUUUCCCUGCUGCUUCCACUGUUAUUAGCUGUUUGCUAAGAGGUCUGCCUAAAAAUGCCUCAGCCCAUUUGUAACUACAGGUGGGAGCAGAGAAGGUCAGAGGUGAAAGAACUUUAGGGGGCAAGUGUCUCUCUGGGGUUUGUGAGAAAGUCACUGUUCCUGGCCAGUUUUUGUGGUUACCGGGAGGCUGGCUGCAAGAAGCAAAGGUAUGCGUGGAAAGAGAACAGAGAUCCCUGUGAAAAAGCCUUGCAUCCUCAUGGCCAAAGAUGGGCCGUUGUAAAUGUUAACCCAGGCGACACUCUACAUGGGCAUGGCGCUGGCGGUGAGGCAUGCAGUGUAAUGGGGUGGGAAGAACAGGCAGCUGGGGCUUGAGAUAUUUUCAAGUCCUCACUCCCCUUGCCCCGGUGACCUUGACAGGGGUGACCUUGAUGGGGCAUGUGCUCUCAGUGCCCAAGAUCGUCUAGGAUAAAUGAGAACUGUGGUGCAAGGUCCUUUCCAACUCUGACAUGCUCUUAUUCUUUGAUUUUAUUAUAUACUCCUUCCUCCCUCUCCCGUUUAUUGCUUUAAGAACUAACCCUACUUAAUAUUUUCUUUAGCUAGCUUAAAAAGAAAAGAAAAUAUUUUAUUUAAUAAACCAAUAUGUGGCCAAAUGCAAUGCCGAGGAGACAAUCAUCGUAUAUCUUUUUAAUUUUUUUUUUUCCCUGAUUUGGAGCAUCCUUUGACAAAGGCAAGAAGCUUAUUCUUUUGCACUUGGACUUUGGGGAUGUUUGACUGCUUUGGGUUGUCAUGGGGAAGAGAUGGUUGUGGGCAGCUACCUCCAUGUACGUGAACUGGAUGAAGCAAGAUUGCCUUUCAAUAAAUGCUGUCACCCGACAGGAAUCUUGA